Chlorella variabilis is the source of this 1194-nucleotide messenger RNA. RefSeq lists its product as hypothetical. Gene Ontology annotation, molecular function: chloride channel activity. The coding region runs from base 1 to 1194 and encodes 397 amino acids. The record is from RefSeq and is a predicted model, not a curated record. NCBI's taxonomy places the organism in Eukaryota, Viridiplantae, Chlorophyta, Trebouxiophyceae, Chlorellales, Chlorellaceae. The transcript is spliced from 7 exons.
AUGGAAGUAGAGCUUGAUGUGGAGGAGCCGCAGGAGAACUGGCGGCUGGUGGUUGCCGACUGGGACGAGCCCUUCAGCCCGGCCGACUGGGAGCGGCACGCGGGGUGGUGGCGGCACUGCCCCGAGCCCCGCAUCUGCCUGCGCGUCUUCCGCAUGCUUUCCAUCAUCGAGGCAUGGUCGCUGUUUGUCAGCCUGGUUGUGGCCCUGUAUGCCACCUACCUGCAGCCCAAGCCGGGGUGGCCGGUGGCUGUGAGCGGCGACUACAUGAUUGUCUUCCAGCUCACCUCCUUUGCCGUGGCCCUGCUGCUGGUGUUUCGCACCAACACCGCGCACAGCCGGUGGUGGGAGGCCCGGCAGGCCUUUGGGCGCUGGCUCAACUGCGUUCGCAAUGCGCAGCGCAUGCUCCUCAGCUGGGCGGACCCCUCGGAGGCGCCUGUGGUGCACGAGUUUGCGCGCUGGAACGCCGCGCUGGCCACCUCCGCCUGCGCCUACCUGCGCCGCAAGGACUGCUACUGGCAGCACAUGGAGGGCCUGCUGCAGCCGGCAGAGCUGGCCUGGCUGAUGCGGUGCGACAACGCGCCGGUCAAGGUGCUGAUGAUCAUGUCAGGGCUGCUGAAGAGGACGGGCCUGUUGGUGUGGGAGCGGGCGGAGAUCGAGCGGCAGCUGUCCGACUUUGACAUCGCGCUGGGCGCUCUGGAGCGCAUCUCGCGGCAGGCCGUCCCCAAAGCCUACACGCGCCACACGUCCCGCUUUAUCAUCUGCUACAUCACUUUUUUACCCUUUGCCCUCUGGUCGUACCUGGAGUGGCUGCUGCUGCCCACCAUGGUGGUGCUCACUUUCCUGCUGCUGGGCAUUGAGAACAUCGGCAUCCAGAUCGAGAACCCGGUACGGGUGCUGCCGCUGCACAGCUUCUGCCUGGGCAUGAAGACGGCGGCGCUCAGCAUGGUGCGGCACCAGCCAGACGUGCAGCGCGCCAUAGACACCGGCCUCGUGGCAGCCUCCGCGCGGCACCAGCACCGCCUGCUGCAGAAGCUGAGCGGCGAGCCGGCCUCACCACUGGCCGAGCAGCCGGCGCAGCAGCAACAGCAGCAGCAGCAGCUGCAGCCAAACGGGCACCACGCCGCCGGGGGGCAGCCGGCUGCCGUGGCGCCGGCGACGGCCGGCGUGCAGCCCAUGCCAGGCAUGUCGCGGUAG